This is a messenger RNA of Rhagoletis pomonella (apple maggot), 756 nucleotides long. Its product is annotated as carbonic anhydrase-related protein 10-like. The transcript is spliced from 6 exons. The coding region runs from base 1 to 756 and encodes 251 amino acids. The record is from RefSeq and is a predicted model, not a curated record. NCBI's taxonomy places the organism in Eukaryota, Metazoa, Arthropoda, Insecta, Diptera, Tephritidae. Gene Ontology annotation, molecular function: carbonate dehydratase activity; zinc ion binding.
AUGAACGGACCAAGUUUUUGGGGCCUUAUCAAUCCACAAUGGAAUAUGUGCAAUAAAGGGCGACGCCAAUCCCCCAUAGACGUAGUGCCCGACAAAUUACUCUUCGAUCCGUACCUGCGGCCGUUACACAUCGACAAGCACAAGGUUUCCGGUACACUACACAACACAGGUCAAUCGCUCGUCUUCCGCGUCGACAAGGACACAAAGCAACCGGUUAACAUCACCGGUGGCCCACUCGCCUAUCGCUAUCAAUUCGAAGAGAUUUACAUACACUAUGGCACAGAGAACAGUCGGGGGUCAGAGCACUAUAUACAGGGUUACAGUUUCCCCGGUGAGAUACAAAUUUACGGCUUCAACAAGGAACUCUACCACAACAUGUCCGAGGCGCAACACAAAUCGCAGGGUAUUGUGGGCCUCUCGCUGAUGGUGCAAAUUGGGGAGACACCAAAUCCCGAACUACGAAUUAUUACCACCACAUUUAAUAAGGUUUUGUAUAGAGGCUUUUCCACGCCCAUUCGGCACAUAUCAGUGCGUUCACUGUUGCCAAAUACAGAUAAUUACAUUACCUACGAGGGAUCCACAACGCAUCCCGGCUGCUGGGAGAGCACCGUAUGGAUUAUUAUAAAUAAGCCCAUCUAUAUCACAAAACAAGAGUUGGUAGGAUUAUGCCAAAACCAAAUAAUGCCAACAAAAAACGAAAAACCUAUAACUCGUAUGGAAGCUAAAAAUAAAAAUAAAAACAUUAUAUUUGCAUAG